AUGAAACCGACCGCGGACUCGAUGACAACGGGGCGCCGCUGGCGCUUCGUCAAGCGAUACCCGUGCAUGAGCGACGAGUUGAUGGACGCAAGCACGACGCCGCGGGCGAUAAUUCGAAAUCUGAUGGUGCCGCGCUUGCGCAAGUGUCCGUUUGACAUUGACUCGGUCGACUGGCAACGCGCCCGGCUGCUUGGGGCUGGUGUUGACGGCUGUGUUUACCGAGUUCAUUUUGGCGAUCAGGGGCCGUUUGCUCUGAAACUGUUUUGGAUCCCCGAUACCAUUGUCGAGUCUCCCGCGUACUCUGCUGUCCACCGCGAAUGCCAGAAUGCCGCCCUGCUUCAGUUGCUGCGCGUAUCGAUGGACUGCACCAAAACCGGACCUCCCUUGGUCCACCCAAACCCAAUGGACUUUCUUACUGCGUCCGAAAAUCUCUUCUCGUUUUCAGAGGAGUAUCGGGACCUGAGGCAACUGCCCGCGGUCGCAAACAAGCCAAAGGAUCCGAACGAGCCUGACCGAGUUCCCGUGAUGAGCAUGCCGCGCUUUGCCCAGUGCUAUGGCUGGCUGCGCUGCAACGUGCACGAGCUUCUCGACAAAAUGCCGCCCCGGAUACGCAGGCGCGGCUUCAAAGCCCGCUACAACCAUUUUCGCCACUUCGACUCGGAACGCACCGAUUUUAUCGGCAUCGUGUACGAGUACAUACGCAGUGACGACAGCGAUAUCAGCGACAACAACACCGACACAGAGGACGCAAAGGACGCAAAGGACACAAAGGACGCAAAGGACGGCAUCAAUGCUCAAGGGAAGCCGUGCCGGAAGGCGAUGCCAGGAGAAGAGUCACCUGGCACUGUCGAACGUCGCUACAACACCAGGAGCCGCACGAGCCAGUCAAGGCUUGCGGCAACAAAAAAAGCAAAGGAGCAGGGGGAACACGGUACCGACACUGCGAAGACUAAACCGGCCGAAGAAGCUGCAACGGCCGCGACGGCCGCGACGGCCGCAAAAGAAGCAAAAGAAGCAAAGCACCGUGAACGGGUGUCGGCUGUCAACGAUUUUCUCUGGCUAACCGGCUUCGAUUUCUGUAGCCAACCACUGGCACACAACUGGAAGAACGGCGUGCUCGUGGACCACUCAGAGAUUAUCGGACCGUACUCGUCAGGCUGGGAUCGAACCCCAAUGGACACGAAACAGCGCGUAGACUGGCUGCUGACACCGUCGGAGUAA
Messenger RNA from Sporothrix brasiliensis 5110, 1221 nucleotides. RefSeq lists its product as uncharacterized. Bases 1 to 1221 code for a protein of 406 amino acids. The transcript is spliced from 2 exons. The record is from RefSeq and is a predicted model, not a curated record. NCBI's taxonomy places the organism in Eukaryota, Fungi, Ascomycota, Sordariomycetes, Ophiostomatales, Ophiostomataceae.